Molecule: messenger RNA, 2985 nt
Organism: Sitodiplosis mosellana (orange wheat blossom midge)
Lineage: Eukaryota; Metazoa; Arthropoda; Insecta; Diptera; Cecidomyiidae
Exons: 2
Coding region: 384-2834 (816 amino acids)
Source: RefSeq, a predicted model, not a curated record
CAGGCUUGCCACACGUUAGCUAUUUUAGCUAUUUUCGACUAUUUUAAAAACCGUAGCUAUUUUCAGCUAUUUCACGAAAAAUUUGCUAUUUUCAGCUAUUUUGAAAUUUAUGAUGAAAAUAAAGAAUUAACGGUAUUGAAAUGCAAUAUGAUCAACAUGAAUCAUCGAAAUCUCUGGGAAAUCAAACAAAUACAGCUGUUGAAUUUACUGACGAUAAAAUUCGUUUUGUUUAUUGUUGAUAUACUUCGUUGAAACAUACGAUAAUCAAUGUAUAUAUUGGUUGGCUUUUUUGCUAACUCAGCAAAGAAUUAUUUUGCUUGGUUUGUCAUUAUAAGUAACGUUUCGAAUUGAAGACAAUUGCGCGAAAUUAUUUCAAUUAUCAUAUGAUUGAAUUCAGUCGUCUUUCAGCAAUGAGUGCCAAAGGAACUAAAUUCAGCCAAGAAUGGCUAAAGCGAUCAGUGGAAUUCGAAGGCAAAAAUAUCGAACUUAAAAGUAUUUUUUCUCGUCACAGUGAAGUUGAGGUAACGUGUUUGGUAUGCCCGGCAACAGUUCACGUUCAGAGCAAAGGAUUUGCUGCAUUAGAACAACACAUGGGCACGGUUAAACAUAAGAAUCAAAUGAAAACGAAAUUCAAUGAAUUGCAACAAAAGUUGGAUUUUGAUGUCGCGUCGAAUCAAUCGACAAGUAGCAGUUUGGAAGCAACGAAAUGGAAAAUGCUUGCACCGAAAGAACAAACAACAAGAGCGGAAUUAUUAAUUCUACUCAACGGUUUAUCAAACAACUGUUCGCUAAAUGCAUUCGAUAAUUUGGGAUCUGUGUUAAAAUUCGCAAUCAGUGACUCAGAAAUACUUAAAUCGCUUACAUUGAAUCGAACAAAGGCAACCUAUAUUUUGAACUUCGCGCUCGGGCCGUAUUUCUACAAGAAAGUGAUUAAGGAUAUCAAUAGGCAGUUGUACUUCACACUGCUGUUCGAUGAAACUGUAAACAGUGCAAACAAGAAAGAACUACAAAUCCGCAUUCGCUAUUUUUCUAAUAGUUUACAGCGAGCAGUAACGCGUCACCUGCAAACAUUUUAUUUGGGCACUGCCACAGCGAAAAUUAUCGUUUCAAAGCUGAUUCAAGCCAUCAAUGAUGCCAAUCUGUCGAUUAAUAAUUUAUUAAUGCUCGGAAUGGAUGGACCGAAAACCAAUGAUCUUGUAAAGACAACAAUCAACAAUGAAUUGCUCGUGAAUCGCAAAGUGAAUUUGUUCGAUAUUGGUUCGUGUAAUUUGCAUGUUGUUCACAACAGUUUCUCGAAAGGAUUGAAGGCUUGUGGUGAUAAAUUGACGGGCUUGAUCAUUCAGACAUUCAACUGGUUCGACGGAUUUCCAGCGCGGCGCGAAAAAUUCGAAAAUGUGUGUAAACAAAAAGAAAUCGAAUGCAAAUUAUUGAUUAAACACGUCGAUAUUCGGUGGCUUACGCUAUUGGCGGCAGCAGAACGGUUUUUGUAUUUACUGCCAGCAAUACGAUCAUAUUUCAUGAACAUGAAAAAAGCUGAAACGAAGGGCAUUCAUUACAGAAACAUUUCCGGAUAUUUACGAGGAGCAGGAACAAAUGACGUUGAAUUGAAUCUCUUAUUGAUAAUUGAGAGCGCCACCUUGUUCAACGAUUUUCUUGUGAAAUUCCAAUGCACUGGAACAUUAAUUCACACAAUGUUUGACAGUUUGAAAAGUUUACUUUUAUUGAUAGCAACCAAAAUCUGCAAACAGUACGAAAUCGACAUUGAUAUUCAAACGGUUAUCAACGCAGAAAACUUACUUGAUCCGAGCAAAAUCAUUUUAUCAAAUGCCAUCAAAAAUCGAAUCGAUAAGCUUAAGCGCCAAGAAGACGAUGAAACUAUUGAAGGAUCGUUCAAAAAGUUAUAUCAACAGCAUUAUUUAAGUGCCGCGCAAUAUCUCAUCCAAAAAGUUAAUUGGGAAAAUAUUAAACUGCUCCGAAUUUUAUCACCGGCAUACCUAUCGAAAGAGCAUAUCGCUGACACAUUGAUCUUGGACAAAAUAUUGGAACAUAUGGCGGAAGAUGGCAAUAUGAAUCACAAUAAAUUGCGUGACGAAUAUAAAUUGGUUAAAGUCGAAAUAAAAUCAAUGAAACAAGCUGAUGUGGUCAACAGUGACAGAGACGUAGAUUCAUUCUGGGCUCAGUUUUUCCAGUCAAAUGGUGAUAAAUAUCCACAUUUUAAUCACUUCAUGAAAUCGCUGCUAUCAGCUAGCCAUGGACAAAUGGACGUAGAAAGAGGCUUCAGCUCGUCUUCUUUGAUUUUAACUGAAGAUCGUGCGAAAAUGAGCGAGCUAACGUUGAAUGCGCGAAUUAACACAGUAGAGGCAAUCAGAAGCGUUGGAAAUGAUGUCACAAAAAUAUUCAUCGACACAGAUCUUAUCGCAAUGGCUCAAAAUGCACGCAAACAAUACCAAAUUUAUUUGGAUGAAGAGAAAAAGAAACGAGAAGAAGAAGAAAGAAGUAAACAAAAACAAAGAGAGGCGAUCGAGCAAGAGCAAUUGGAACGCAGUAAACGUAGACUCGAAAAUGAUGAGUUGACGGAAAAAAUCAACGAAGCAAAGAAACGAUUUGAUGAUAAGAAAUCGAGUAUUGAUGAGAUAACUAGUGCUGCAGAAAAUAUGUUAUCUACUGGAUUAAAAACAAAAAACUUUGAAACAAUGACAACCGCACAAGCUAUGUUCGACAAUGCAAAAAAACAACGCGAAGAACUACAAGCAAUUCAAAUCGAAAUCGAUAAUCUGUCAAGAGCUAAAAGACAGAAGUCCGCCUUAAUAAGUGGUUAUUUUUCAAAGAAAUAAUGACCCGUCAUUUUUUGCAGUGUCGAACAUCGUUUAUGUUUAUAAACAAAUGAUAUUAAUAUUGAUAUAGAUCAUUGGCAUGCACUGUUUUCUUAUUAUUCAUCAAUAAAAAACGAAAAGAAACGAAUAUAUGUUUAUUGUUUGACCUUAG